Molecule: messenger RNA, 848 nt
Organism: Odobenus rosmarus divergens (Pacific walrus)
Lineage: Eukaryota; Metazoa; Chordata; Mammalia; Carnivora; Odobenidae
Product: forkhead box protein O3-like
Exons: 1
Coding region: 78-848 (256 amino acids)
Source: RefSeq, a predicted model, not a curated record
UCCCCCGCCGCACCCCGCCCCGGCGCGAGAGGAGAGCGCGAGAGCCCGAGCCGCGGGCGGGCGGGCGGGCGGCGAAGAUGGCAGAGGCACCGGCCUCCCCCGCCCCGCUCUCUCCGCUCGAAGUGGAGCUGGACCCGGAGUUCGAGCCCCAGAGCCGGCCGCGCUCCUGUACGUGGCCCCUGCAGAGGCCAGAGCUCCAGGGGAGCCCGGCCAAGCCCUCGGGGGAGACGGCCGCCGAUUCUAUGAUCCCCGAAGAGGAGGACGAUGAAGACGACGAGGACGGCAGCGGUAGGGCCGUCUCGGCCAUGGCGAUCGGCGGCGGCGGGAGCCGCACGCUGGGCUCCGGGCUGCUCCUUGAAGACUCGGCCCGCCUGCUGGCUCCCGGAGGGCAGGACUCCGGGUCCGGACCAGCCCCCGCGGCGGGCGCGCUGAGCGGGGGGACGCAGACGCCGCUGCAGCCUCAGCAGCCACUGCCGCCGCCGCAGCCGGGGGCGGCUGGGGGCUCCGGGCAGCCGAGGAAAUGCUCGUCGCGGCGGAACGCCUGGGGGAACCUGUCCUACGCCGACCUGAUCACUCGCGCCAUCGAGAGCUCGCCGGACAAACGGCUCACUCUGUCCCAGAUCUACGAGUGGAUGGUGCGCUGCGUGCCCUACUUCAAGGAUAAGGGCGACAGCAACAGCUCUGCGGGGUGGAAGGUGCGUACCCACCUCGGGCGGGCGGCCGGACCUGCCGGGCCUCCUGCGCAGUGCGAGACGUGCCUUCGAUUCAUCGGAGCGCGCCUGCGGGCGCUGGGGAGAGGGGUUGGCACCGAAAGCCUCCGCUGUGAGGUUUCGGGGGGAUCUCUGUGA